Molecule: messenger RNA, 3708 nt
Organism: Coturnix japonica (Japanese quail)
Lineage: Eukaryota; Metazoa; Chordata; Aves; Galliformes; Phasianidae
Source: RefSeq, a predicted model, not a curated record
CUUUGUGCUGAGGAAACUGAGAGCCUCUGUUGCUCCUCAUAUCUUAUCAAACAUCAGAGGCCUCCCUGUGAGGCUUGCAUUACCCAGAGUUUUGAUCUCACUAGUACUUUGGCAAUCUGAAUACAAAAGUUAAAUACACAGGAAAUAUGGUUUCAGCACUCUUCUUGCUGUAGCAAUUAGUUUGUGUUUGCUCAGUAUAAGAUUCUGUUGCCUUAAUCUUGCAAGUUUCAGUCACGCAGAUUCUGACAAGAGCAUCCUAAAUUACCUGUUUCUGAUUGUCUUCUGCAGGAAGUGAAAGCUUAUUGAUCCUGGCUGAACAAGUGGAAUCACAGAAGAGCCAUUCUGCAAGUAUGCAGAGAGGAAACGGUGAUGUCCCUGAACAAAUGGAUUUUGUGUCUUUGUGUAAUAAAAGAAAGCGAUUUGCCCCUGCUCCACUGGGACAGAAUGUGGUAAGAACCAGUGAAGGAGAAUAUGAAGACAGUGAGAGUGUAAUUUAUGAGUAUGAACCAGAUUAUGAAUGUGCGAGCGUUGUAUCUGAAGCUUCCUGCAUUGGAGAUCAGCAGAAAACUCUUGCGGAAGUUCUAAGUUAUUGCCAGGCCAUGUACGAUUCCAUUCAGAAACUGGAUAAAAAACUUGACCUGCUUCAUCGAAAGGUCUCAGAAAUGCAGCAUACUUGUGCCAGGCCACUGUUACUCAAACCUAAACCAGUUGGAUUUAUAUACAGAAGUUCCAGUCAUUUGCCCCAAGGAAGAGUAAGAGUACAAAAAUCUAUGGAAAGGGAUUCAAGACUUCAUCUCUCUUCAUCAGGCCGAGGAAGGCAUAACCCAGUUAUAAGGGCUGCUUUACAUAAUAGCCAUGUUCAGGUCAAUUCCACAACAAAUAGUGUUCAACGGACUAUGAAACUUGAAUCUCAGCAGCCUGUUCUUAGGCAGAGCCCUCCACUCCCCACCAUAGUUUCUACACAUUCCUUGCAUUCACAAUUUACAGCAGCUGAAAGCAUCCCUGACCUUCUUCCUCAACCAGAUCUUUCAGCUACUCUUGAAAGUACUGUCAACACUGCAUCAUCUCCAGCAUCAUCAUCAGUGAUGCCAGCACCAUCUGAAACAGGCUUGGGAAAUGAAGCAGUGGUGGAGAACUACGGAGACUCAUCUGGGAGUGUGAGCAUUAGUAAAGAAGUGCCAUCUUCAUCACUCUCCAUCCAUCCAAGCUUUGAAUAUGUUGGUGACCCAGUGAGAAAUGUGAAAGUCCUUGGAAACUAUUUGAUGAAAGCUCGGCAAAAGACUAAACCGAAGUAUGCAGCCCGCUACUUAGUUCGUGUCUUGUUCCCCAAGGAAGCUUUACGAUGUAGCAUUGUAGGAGCAAGUACACAAGGGUGGUGUUCACUGGAUCCUAAUAAAAUGGCUGCCAUAAGAGAAUUUCUUGCAGCUAACUUUCCAAACUAUGAUUUGAGCGAAUAUGGAAAAGACUGGAAAACAUGUAUCACACUUGUCAAUGCUAUGAUCCGCUGUUUGCACUCUGAAACAAAAAUAAACCAAGAGAUAGCUAAUGGGAAAGAGGAAUUGGCUGACACUCCAGAUACAUCUCCUUGCAUAGAUUUAAAUUGCAAUGAAGACAGUAUAGGAAGUUCUCAAAACUCUCAGAAGGUGACCAGGUCUACCAGUGACAGUCUGCAGAAUUCGGGAUGGGCUAAGUUCCCGGAAUCUUUCCGUACACCUUCAGUCAGGAAACAGAAGCCUCCGGAACCCAUGGAACUCCUUGGAAGUCCGUGGCACAAUGUUCAGUUGCCCCUCUCAGUCAUUUAUGUUGCAAAGGGGAAGUCUCGGCCAGAGUUGUCAGCUCGCUACCUCAUUCGUCAUCUGUUCACUGAAGAUGUGCUGGUGAAAAGCAAUGUAUAUGGUAAUAUUGAACGUGGGAUGAGUCCGUUGGACUGCAACAAAAUUAAUGCCCUCAGAGACUUUCUUCAAGAGAAUUAUCCAUCCUUUGAUCUAAAGGAAACUGGAUAUGAUUGGAAGGCAUGCGUGGCUGCCAUAAACAGCACAAUCCGGAGUCUCAGACAUGACCACAAAAAGGCUACAGCUGGAGUCCUUUAAGGUGUCCUCCAACUUGAGGCAUGCUAUAUAUAUGCCUAUGAUCAAGGCAGCAGAAGCAUGUAGAAAUGUGGAGUGGAAGAAAAGGACCUCCGUGAAGGAAGAUUAAUGGUCAACUAAACUAUUGCAUUGUGUGUGAGGAGGUAGAUUAGCUUCAUUCUGAUUCAGUGCCACAAAAGCAGCAAAAAAAAACCCCUAAACAAAUAGCCCCAGGUUUAUGUUUUAUCAUGAUGAAAACUGAUGACAGUACUUCUUCAGGGGCAUAGUCAGCUGCACAGUGGCAUAUGUCUAUUCAGGUCUGAUGUGCACAAGGUGCAAAUUUGCUGCAGCUUUCAUCUAGAUAUCUAGAAGAUUUGGAUCCUGAUUCAGAUUUAAGAAAGAAUAAUUUACAUUAUCUUCUUGUGCUUGGACCUCCAGUUAACACUGUAAGGACCUGUGCUACAUAAUCUUCAUAUGCAGUCAGAGAUGAGCACCAUCAGUGGUACUCUUUCUCAAGCUCACAGUCAUAGCUUUUAAUGUUCAGGCCUGUGGUUGCUGGUUUAUAGGGUUAGGUAUAUUUCUUCUAUUGUCUGGUUAUGCAGCUGUUCUGAAGGCUUUUUGUCCUGUCUUUGUUAACUUGAAUUGUGAAAGAUGUGCAGUAAUUAUUCCUGCCCUUGCUUGCUCUUCCACAGAACACUGAGAUUUAUGACUGGACUGAACUAAAAAAAAAAUAAAACCUCAUUUUGAAAAUUACUAGGAUAUUACUAGGAACUCAAAAAAUACCUAUCUAAAAAUAAAUGGCUUCAUGUAUAUUUAAUUUCUUAUGUGGUUGGUUAACAUAAGCUGGCUGCCCAGCAAUCCCAAAGUUGCUCUUUCUUUCCCCAUACUUAACAUAACUGGAGGCAAAGGUUCCAUGGUUUGGUGUUGUGAUUUUUUUGUUUCUUUCUGUUGUUAGCUAUAGGAUAAAAUUAGUGAGGAUACUGGUACUUGCUUUGACUUCUAUUUAUAAUAAAAAGGCCAUUUCUUAUGCACAGCAUAGAAUCAGUUUUCUUACUGUAAGUUAGGAUAUGCAAUGGCCUUAUCAAAUAGGAAAUUAGUAAGUUUCCCUUACCAGUUCCUUGCUGACAUUUUCUGUAGGAAUUAAGAAAUAGGCUGAAUUGAUUUAUUUUUUUUUUUCAAUAGAGAUAUUGUACUGGUGUUAGUCAAUAACACAAGAACAUUUGUUCUUCUGGUUUACUUCUGACAUUCAGCUGUUACUGUCCUACACAAUGUUGUUUGCAAAUGCAAAGAACUUUAUAUUGUGCUUAGAGAUUACUAGUUCCAAACAAACCCGAAGCAAAAAAAAAAGCCAAAAAUGCUUAUAUUUUUUCAGUAGCUCUAUCAGACUUUUUAACUGUCACUCAUGGAUUGGAACAGUAGAAUGAUGUAUUUAUUGAAUGAUCUGUCUGGCACUGAAAUCUGUUGGUGUGGUGCAUACCUCUUGAUUCCACGUUGAAAAGAGUAAUUGAAUAAAAGUAAAGAGUUUUCUUGGUUCUGUUAGAAAUGUAUCACUUUUUGCUAACUUUUAUAAUAUAAAAUUAAGAUAUUUUGCACUUAGGAAAAGUAUUUUACGAAUAAAACUAUCAUUUAGCUCCUAGCCUAA